Eublepharis macularius is the source of this 7160-nucleotide messenger RNA. RefSeq names its product WD repeat domain 90 (gene WDR90). Gene Ontology annotation, molecular function: protein binding. The record is from RefSeq and is a predicted model, not a curated record. The transcript is spliced from 43 exons. NCBI's taxonomy places the organism in Eukaryota, Metazoa, Chordata, Lepidosauria, Squamata, Eublepharidae. Gene Ontology annotation, cellular component: centriole. The coding region runs from base 72 to 5723 and encodes 1883 amino acids.
UAUGGUUGGCGGGCUCUUCGAGGGCAGCGGCGGGAAGGCAAGAGGGAGCCGCUGCAGCCGCUGGAGUCCUCAUGGCCAAAGUGUGGCAGCAUCCUUUCCUGAAUGUCUUCAAACACUUUAAAGUGGAGGAAUGGAAAAGGUCUACUAAGGAAGGCGACGUGACAACUGUUACGGACAAGACUCUGAAAGGGACAGUGUAUCGCAUCAGCGGUUCUGUUCCUGCCAGUAACUACCUCCAACUUCCGAAGACCAGUACACAGUCAUUGGGCCUUACCGGCUGCUACCUCUACAUCCUUUUCAAGCCCAUGCCUACCAAAUACUUCGUGGUGCAUCUGGACGUUGCCACAGAGGACAGCCAGGUGGUCCGCAUCUCCUUCUCCAACCUCUUUAAGGAGUUCAAGUCCACAGCUACGUGGCUGCAGUUCCCCUUCAUCUGUGGGGCAGCCAGAGGGUCUGUCUAUGAAAACACUGUUAAGGCUGCCAAGCGAGAUCUGGUGGGCCUGGCCCCCACCAAUGUGCGCUGGACUUUCCUGACCUUCGACCUCCGUCAUGUCCUCUCUCUGUACUUGAACCGGAGCUACAGCCACCUGAAGAGCGUCAGGCUCUGUUCCAACCUGCUGGUAAAAAACCUGUUCACCAGCAACUUGCUCUUCGACCCAGGGGUGACCUUCUCUGAAGUGCAGCAGUCCAAGCAGACCUUGCAGGGUGUUGCCCCCAUUCCACGAGAAAUGGCAUUCCCCAUGCCAAAGGGUGAAAAUUGGCACGACCUCUACGAUUACAUUAGGUUUCCUUCGGAUGGAUCCAAGAUGCCAUUUGACUCUAUUCAAAAAGGCACUUUGAACCCGGCGGCAGAUGUUCACAGUCUAGAUGGCCCAGUUAGCCACCUUCCCAAGCAAGUAACUCUGAGCAAGCCUGUCCGGGACCGAGUGUCUCUCAUCCAACAAAUCACCAGUCCCAAGGAGAUGCCUCGUCAGUCUCCACUUCUAACCAAGAGCAUCCCCAGAGUAAAGCUGGCAGCCUCUGAACCUCUCCGGGAAAGCAACCAAAGUGGCUGGAGAGAAGGGCUGCGAUCCGGAGGAGAUUCUUGCCUCCCAUUGUCUUCACUGGAUGAUGGUGGAAUUCACGUGUAUGCUCACAAAAACAGGGAUGUCACCGUCCAUGAGGUCCGUAUUGAUUCUGAUGAGAACAUGUCUGCAAAAGUUCCUGGACCAAAAGUGAUCACCAGGAAUUCUACUCGCUGCACGAGGCUCUUACCUGAUCCAAUCCUGAAGCUGAAGAGGAUAAUUGGGUUUGGAGGCUGCAGCACUAGAUGGGCUCUCUGGGCUGCCCAUGGCACAGUGGUGGUCUACCCUUGCCAUGCUCUUAUCGUGGCAGUAGCUCUGGACUCUGGCACACAGUGGUUCUUUGCCGGCCACACAGAUAAGGUGGCGGCACUGGCAUUUAAUGGCAACAGCACUCUGCUGGCGUCUGCCCAGAUAGGGCACCUGAGCAUGAUGCGCCUUUGGGACUUCACCACGACAAAAUGCCUCUCCAUGUUUAAAACGGGCAUGCAUUCAGUCUCUUGCCUCAGCUUUUCCUACAACGGAAAUAUCUUGUGUGGCACAGGAACAGACGGGCAUGGGAAAACGGUGGUGGUGGUCUGGAACACGGCCCAGGCAAGCCGUGGCGGGGAAGUGGAGCUGCUGGCCAAGGCGCAUACGGAUGUGGACAUCCAGACCUUAAAGAUUGCCUUUUUUGAUGACACCAGAAUGGUGUCGUGUGGCAGAGAGAACGUGAGGCUGUGGCGAGUCCGGAGUGGAGCAUUACGAUCCUGCCCAGUGAACUUAGGCGAGUACCGUUCUCUGGAGUUCACAGACCUGGACUUCGAGGCUGGCCAUUCCACUGAGCGCGAGCUGGAGGAUCGGACUCUGUUCGUCUGCAGUAGGAGUGGACAUGUUUUGGAAAUUGAUUAUAAGAAUGUGACUGUCAGAAAUGCCCGGCGCCUCCUGCCAUCUGAAGUGCAGCACUCUCACCGACGGGAGAAACAGACCUUUAACUCAGGUCCUGGAAUAGCACUAAAUGGUAUCUGUCUCUCGUCAAGUUUCUGUGCCACGGCCUCAGAAGACGGCUACCUGCGCUUGUGGCCGCUGGACUUCUCUGAAGUCUUCCUGGAAGCCGAGCACCACAAUCCAGUGACCUCUGUUAGCAUCGAUCCUGAUAAUUUGAAGGUUUUGUGCACAACUGCCGCUGGGAAUGUGGGCUUCCUGGACAUCCAGUCUCGGGACUACAGCACCGUCAUGCGCUCCCACACGGAUUCUGUUUUGGCUUUUUCUGUGGAGGGACUGCAGAAGCAACUAGUGACCGUGUCUCAGGAUAACACCAUUCGCAUCUGGAACCUUGAGUCUAUGCAGCAGCUGUAUGAAUUCACUGCCUCUGAUGAAGUGCCCUGUGCUGUGGCUUUCCAUCCCUCGCAGCCGAUCUUUGCUUGUGGUUUUGAGACGGGUGUGGUGAGGACCAUCAGCUUGGCUGCCUCAAAGCUUCUUGAAGAACACAAGCAGCACCGUGGUCUCAUCACUGGCCUGACCUUUUCCCCAAAUGGCAGUUUCAUGUACAGCUCCUGCAGUCAUGGGACCCUGGCUCUUUACAACUGCACCAUGCAGAAGAGUCAUAUUCUUAGAGUUCUAGCCAACGUGGUGUCGCAAGAUGCCGACCAUGGUCCUGAUGCAUUGUCUGUCAGUGCCAACGGGCACCUCUUGGCUUUUGUAGGACCUUCAAAAUACGUUGUGACACUCAUGGAUGCUUAUUCCCUGGAUGAGUUACUAAGAAUAGAUGUCAGCAUUCUGGAUUUGGAGAGCACUGCUCUUGACAUGGCCGUGAAGCUCCAGUUUGCCCCUUCUUCUCCUGGCCACCUUUUAGUGACCACUUCCUCCCACAAGCUGCUUGUGCUGGAUGCCAAGUCCGGACGCUUGAUCAGAGCGGUCUCCCAGGUGCACAAACAUUCUUGUUCUUCAUUGGCCCUGAGCCUGGACUCCUGCUAUCUCCUGACCGCUGGUGACAGAGUGAUCAAAGUGUGGGAUUACGGGAUGAGAUUUGAUGUCAACUUUCAGGUGUUUAUUGGCCAUUCUGAGCUGGUGCGGCAGGUGGGCUUCACCCCUGAUCGAAGACAAGUCAUCAGUGUAGGCGAUGCCAUCUUCCUCUGGGACUUCCAAGGUGUGUUUGCUGAGGAGCCCUCCGAGGAUGAAAUCCAUUUCUCUCUUGUUGAAGCCUCGGGUUCUCCAGAAGUUGAAGCUAGUACUGAAGAAGUGCAGGAUUUGACCCCUGAAGCCAACGAUACUCCUCGCGAGCUGGUUCCUCUGCCGACAGCAAUCUCCCCACCAUGUUUGGAUCUCAGUUCUAUCCAACAAAUGGUACAUCAGAGUACUUUUUCAGAAUCUGAAGAGGAGGAGGAUGCAUGUUUGAAAAAGAAUAUCACAGCUGUCAAUGGGACCAAGACCACCUCUCUUCUUCCUGUGGAGGAAGCCAUGCAGAGUGAGGAGCCCACAGCUGCCACACCUGUUGUCAUUCAGCCUGGUUCAAGGCCCUGUAGUCAUGCAGGAGAUGAAUGUAAGAAGGAAACGAAGAGACUCGAGCCCCAAAACCACACCCGCCCAGACUGCUACCGACAUUUCGCCCCUCGUUUCAAAACGUCUGUGCCCUCCUCCCAGGUGCUCUCCCUUCCUCUAGCUGAUGCUGAAGGGCUGAAACUAAAAGCUGUCAUUGGCUAUAAUGGGAAUGGCCGGGGAAAUAUGGUCUGGAAUCCAGAUACAGGUCUCUUUGCCUACAGCUGUGGUUGUGUGGUCAUUGUCGAAGACCUUCACUCAGGAUCACAGCAGCACUGGCUCGGACAUCCUGAAGAGAUUUCAACAUUAGCUGUCAGCCAUGAUGCCCAGGUUGUCGCUUCCGCCUCUGGCUGCGGCCACAGAGACUCACGCUGCCAAAUUCGCAUCUGGAACGUGAAAGCUAGGACCUGCCAGAAAGUGCUUUUCCAUCACGAGACCCAAGUACAGGCUAUGGCGUACUCUCGGGACGACCGGCUUCUCGUCACCCUCGGAGACUAUGUUGAUCGGGUCAUUGCCCUCUGGAACACUCACACAUAUGAGCUGAUGUCGUCCACCCGUUUCUCUGACCCUGUCCACGAAGUGGCCUUUAGCCCACUCCAGGUGGGGCACCUGGCCUGUGUGGGGAGAGGAACUGUGACUUUCUGGCUUACAGAGCUGCAGGGAACAGACAUCAGUCUGAAGGUUCACAGGGUCCCUGCCCCUGAUGCGAUCGGGCCGGUGGAGCUGACGUCACUCUGUUACGGCGCCAGCUGUCUUUUGUACACUGGGACCAGCACUGGGCAGAUCUGUGCCUGGGACACAGAGACCAGUCGCUGCUUCAUGACUUGGGAGGCUGAUGGAGGGGAGAUUGGCAUCCUGCAGUGUCAUGGAGACAGGCUGGUCAGCGGCAGCAACACCAAGCGAAUCCGUCUGUGGUCAGUUGUGGCAGUUCAUGAGUUGCGAGUCCGAGGCUCCAGUGCCAGCUCUAGCUCAGUGCUCUUGGAGCAGGAGAUGACCUUGGAUGGUACCGUUGUCAGUGCCACUUUUGAUGAUUGUAUGGACAUGGGAAUUGUGGGCACCACUGCAGGGACGUUGUGGUACAUCAACUGGAUGGAGAACACCAGCAUCCGACUGAUCAGCGGGCACAAGAAUAAGGUGAGCGAGGUGGCCUUCAGCCCUGACGAGUCACACUGCGCUACGUGUGGGGAGGACGGCAGCGUGAGGGUCUGGUCGCUGGCCAGCAUGGAGCUGGUGGUGCAAUUUCAAGUGCUCAACCAGAGUUGCUUGUGCCUGGCCUGGAGCCCAGUGCCUGGCUCCCUCAGUGGACCCAAAGGCCAGCAUGUUGUGGCAGGGUACAGUGAUGGCACGCUCCGGGUGUUUAGCAUUUCCCGGACAGAGAUGGAACUGAAGAUGCACCCCCACUCUGCCGCUGUGACAGCCCUCAGCUACUCUGCAGAUGGAGAAAUCAUCUUGUCUGGUGACAAGGAUGGGCUGGUGGCCGUCAGCAGCCCACGAACAGGAAUGACUGUCCGAGUUCUGAGUGAGCAUCGCUCAUCCCCCAUCAACGUUCUCGACGGCACGAAGAAGCAGGUGAAGCGGCACCCUGCCUGGCAUGAGGGCUCAUGUGGCAGCUUUUCCCCAUCGGUCCACGGCUGGGAUGCUGAACUUGGGGUUGAAGGCAGCGAUCUCUGGUUGGCCGUGAGUGCUGACCGACGUGUGAGCAUCUGGGUCUCAGACUGGAUGAAGGACAAAUGUGAACUCCUGGAUUGGCUGAGUUUUCCAGCUCCGGCAGGUCCCGAGGUCCCUCAGCCUCUGCCUCCUAGCCUGGCAGCAUUUUGCCCUUGGGACAAGAGCACUGUCGUUUAUUCGGGCUUUGGGCUGCAGAAGGAAAUCCUUUUCUACAGUCUGCUGCAGAAACAGGUGAUUGACAAGAUUCCCUUGCCUUAUUUUGCUACAUCGCUGAGCUUGUCUCCUGCUGCCUGCAUCAUAGCAGUCGGCUUCAGUGAGCGUGUGCUGCGGCUGAUCGACUGCACAGCAAAGACCAGACAAGACCACCUGGGGCACGACGAUGCGGUUUGCCUUUGCAGAUUCACCCUGUCAGGGAACCGCCUCUUCACCACUUCCUAUAAUGAGAUCUUGGUAUGGGAAGUCCCAAACAGGUGCUGAGCCAGCUUCUUCCAGCUGUGCAUGUUCCCCUGGCCUGGAGCCAGAUGCAAGGACUCAGUCAUCAUGUUGCUACCUCAUGGGACUGGAAAGCUAGCUCUUCAGCAGCCAAAAUAUCAAUUAUCAGUCAGUCCCAGGGCUGUGAUAUUGCAGCAGGCAGAGCCGCUCAAAGAGAUGAGCUUGCAUCUUAGCAUCUGACAUUAGAUGUCUGUCGUAGAAGAGGUCUGCAGCAUGGCUAACAGCCAGUGCAUAGAGAAAGUGAGAGUGAGCUUGGGGUGGGGAGGAGGGAGACAUCCUCUGGACUUUUUUGUGCCCGGUAUUCCUCUCUCCAUCCAGGUCUCUGGGUUGGUGUGAGUCCCUGCCCUUCCUCAUUUUAGAAGGUGAUGCAGGAUUCUGCGACUCCUCUGUAUUUUCCCCGAAUCUUGGCUUUGCUUCAUCCUUCUUAGCUUGAUAGAAUUGCUUGCUCGCUUGAGGCGAACAGCUGAUGUUUCAAGCACCCUUUUGAUUAGGCAUUCCCUGAGAGUUGACAGGAAUUGCUUGUGGUGUGCAUUUAAUCUGAUUCAGGGGCAAAACCCAAGGGAACUUUUAACUGACUUCCCCUGAGCAUUGCAGGGCAUUCUUCAGCCACCGUUUUAAACAGAGAAACACCAACAGUUUGCUAAACCAAUCCUGUAGCAUAGCCAAGGCCAGGCUGUUUUGCACUUGCCCUUUCACAGUAUCCCACUUCCUGGCAGAGAAGAGAAACAGGUUUGGUAUUCAACCACACUUUGGAAGUCUUACUUGAGAAAUGAAGGGCAGAAGAGGUAGUAUCUCUCUUAUUGUAUAAACCUGAGAUAUUUGGCAUUGUGAGUGUGUAUGUAUACACACAAAUAUGUAACUGCAUUAAUGUACAUUUUUCUAAAACAGAUUCCACUUUCCUUGUGCACUAUCACCCGUACUAAGUUUUGAUUUUAUCGCUGUAUCUUAGCAAGAUUUUCUGUUGAUAAGUAAGCCUGAAAGGAGCUUUGCUAUCUCAGCUGUGGCAGUAAGUUAUAUAAAGUUACAAAAAUAAAUAAAACCCCGCAAACCCAACAGAUACAAGAUAACCAGAUGAAAGGAACAGAUUGUGAAUACAAAUUUGCCCUCCUUUUUUAAAAAAAGAAUUGCUUUACUAAUAUUUUUAAUGAGGAUCAGUGAAGAAACUAGAAUAUUUUACACCUGGCGUUUACAAGAGUGACUCCCGGAUAUGUUUCAGAAUGCAGUUGAAGACCAAGCUCAAGUUACCUCCUCCUGUGGUACAAAGCUGGUAAAAGGGAAAACCAGCUACUAAUAUCAUUAGUAUCAAUGCAGAAUUUUGUUUACUUUAUAUUUUGUUUACUUGUGAUUUUUGUUGCACAGGCAGAAGGAGGAAGCUGCUCUGCUUGUGUAGAAAUAGAUUCCUAAUAAAUUGGUGUUCACUUA